This is a messenger RNA of Mercenaria mercenaria, 9299 nucleotides long. RefSeq lists its product as uncharacterized. NCBI's taxonomy places the organism in Eukaryota, Metazoa, Mollusca, Bivalvia, Venerida, Veneridae. Gene Ontology annotation, cellular component: cytosol. The record is from RefSeq and is a predicted model, not a curated record. The transcript is spliced from 12 exons. Gene Ontology annotation, molecular function: SH3 domain binding. Bases 64 to 3498 code for a protein of 1144 amino acids.
AUUAUAAUUAUACUUGAGGUAAUGUAUAAGUUUUUGCCAAAAACUUUCGUAGUGCAUUUAUGAAUGGGAAUAUCAGGACAUUUAAUCAUAAAAAUUAUGACAGAAGUGUGUUCAGGUAUAAAAACAAAAUGUUAUGUUCUAUUUUUUCAGAGUGAGGUAAAAGUGUAUGAUGACAUUGACACCACAGAUGGCAGUCCUUGUGAGGUCAAGAUACCAAAAGAGGAGGAAGAGGAGAGUAUGUAUGAAAUUCCACAAAUCCAGAGAACUCUCAGUGACUCAGGGUAUGAGAAAGCAUUGGAGUUGUCUCCCAUGUCAAAAUCGACUAGCUCGGAGGAACAACUGUCUGGACAGUCUGGCCCUCCAAUGCCUCCACCAUUACCGCCGCGUGGAGAGAGGACAGCUUCAGAUGCUGCGAGCCGAAGUUCUAUCGGCAGUCUGUUGGAGGAGAGAAUGUCAGACACGCCGGUAUACAGGGCCAAGCUAAAUCGAGAAUCAUCUGUGCCGGCACGACUUGAAAAAUCUGCGGAUGCUCGAAGUGAAAAGUCCAACGAUGAUUUGUUUGAUGAAGAGUAUGAUGGGGCUUCUUGUGAUUCCCUAGAUGAAGUUGGUACCCUUACACGAGGCCAGGACCCAGAUCUACGUGUACAACUUCCCAGACAGGUGAAAAGGAAACAUAGAUCACACCACAGAAAGUUGGGAAAGUCCCUUUCAUCGCUAUGGGAGGUUACUCAGCCAUUCAGUAUGCUGGAAGAUGUUGUAAUAUCGGGAGAACUUCAUUAUCGUAGUAAACUUACAUGGACUCGUAAAAUUGUAGCGCUGACCAAUGGUAGACUUGUAUGUUACAAAGUCGACAAGACAGAUUCGCGACCGGCUUUUGUUAUAUUGUUGACCGGAUAUGAGGCUACAUUCCAUAAAAGAGAAGGAAGGCGGAGUUUCGAGAUUCACUUGGACCAUGAUAAUUUUGAAUCCUAUGUGUUUCUUGUGGAUUUUAAAGAAUGGGCGGUAAUCUGGUGUGAGCAUAUCAAUGCAGCAGCAAAAGGUCAGAGGGCAGCAGGUCCAGUGGUACACCUAGCCCGCAGUUCUAUGAUAGCAAACCAAGAUGGAACAUAUCGUAUGGGAAAUAGCACUGUACAGCUUUCCAACUCUAAUGCUUCACUGGCAAGCUCUGACGGUUUUGAAGCUGAACCAGGGACUGUUAAAGUCAAAAAAAGGGACCAGUCAGGGUUGAAGACAGCCAAGAUGGGAACAUUCGCUUUUAAGGCCACCCAGUUCUUUGAAUCUCUUGGAAGGAAAUCAUCUGUCAGGAAAACUACAAGUACUAGCUCAGAAAGAUCACCGUCAGUUGAGAGAGUGCGGCAUUCGUCCGGAUCUCAGUCCUCCCUCUGUGAAAUGUCAGAGAAAUUGAGCCCCGUCACCCCAGACUCACACAUAGAAGAGUCUCCGCUUGAGCCACCCAUUGAGAUGAAGAAACAUAUAAAGCAUCAAGGUUAUGUAGAUAUCUACAGUAGUUUUAACAAGCGAAAAUGGGGAAAACGGUGGUGUCUGGUUCACGAGAACAAUUUUGAAUGUUACCGCACACAGACCAGUGAUGUAUGUGAAUUAGAAUUUCUCCUCAGGAACUGCAUUUUGAGACGAGCUAUUGAAGAAACAAAAAGUGAACUUGGUCUCAUGUUGUUAGAAAAUGACAGGGAAAAGAUUACAAUAGAGCCUAUUAACUGGACAGAACUUGGUUCCUGGCUUCGGAUAUUGAUGCAGGAAACCAGUACACCAGCUACGCCUGAAGGUUUAGAAGGUUACAUGGAUGACACACACCCAUAUCAUGAAGCUGUUGAGAUAACUAGGGUUCCAGAUCCUGUAAAUAGACUGUCAACAUUGUCUGUACAAUCCAGAGGAAAAUCCCUGAAGUCUCCAUCUGAGGAACAGGCAAAAUUUGGUAUUCAUGACAAUCGAGACAGUGGAAUAUGUUCUUCAGAAUCCACUGAUGACAGAUUUAACUCACUUGAGAGAAAUUUAAACUCUCCUACAGUACAUCCUUGUUUUACAGAUUCAAGUCUUCCUAGAGUUAGUGUUAGUGACACUGGUGCUAUAUACACUCAAGUGAGAAAACCAAGUUUGACUGGGUCCACAUUGUCCUCAACAACAGAAAGUAGAAAAACUGGAAACAAGUCUAAAGGAAGUUUAGCAAAUUUUGAAUCAGAUGAUUUUACUGACAGUGAUAAAGUUAAAGCUAGCAGAAAUAGUGAUGAUGAUACACUAUUCUUUGAUUUUGAAAUUGAAACGUUUGAUAAUCCAUCCAAUAAAAGAGAAAGUAGUUUAGUUGAUGAAAUAAUGUCAGAAUUAAGAAUACAGCAGAACAACAAUAAUCAUACAGCUGGAGAGGAAAUAGAUGAAUUUUCUGAAAAUGCUGAUACACAGCCAGAUUCUGCUAAUACAAUCAAAAGGAAGUCGGUUGAAUUCAGUCCAACUGUAAAUGAAUUAAGUCCAAUAAAAUCAUCAGAUGUAACACUAACUGUAAAUAAUUCAGAUUUCCUUUGCUCAAGUUUUGUUGAAAACGUUAAGCAAGAGACUGAUGAUGCAAAUGAAAUUACCUGUGAUAAUGGAAUGGAUUCUGUUAAAGCUAAAACAUAUGUUAAGGUGUCUUCAGAUGAUGAAAAAAUUCCAGUGGCAGUAAGGAGACAUCCAUCAAAUGUUUCAGCUAAAUUUGUUGUAAAUGUUACUGAAACGCUUGCAGAGUUAAGGACAAGACUGGUGCAGCUAAAAAAAGACAGAAUCAGUAUCAGGGACAGGAAACAACAGAUUUCAUCAGAAAGAGACAGAGAAUUCCUAGAAGCUGAAUAUGAAAGAUUAAACAGGGAAUGCAAGAAAGUGUCAGAUGAAAUUAAACAAUUGGAACAAUCAGCUGGAAUGGGUUUUGAAAACACAGAUACAAGUGAGCAUAAAUUUUAUUCAGUUCCUGAACUUCAUCAUGAAAAUGAUAAAACUAAAGAACAUAGCUCCGGUGACAAUGUAGAAGAAUUGCACGAUAGUACUUCAGACAGGAAAGAAAGAAAUGAUGCUUCUGAAGAAAUAACAAAAAAGGGGGAAGACAUUGGAGAAUCAGUGUGUACAAAUGAUGAAAAGACUGGAAAUAGCGCAACUGGUAAUUCCUGUGAUGAUGAACCAGCAACAGUUGAAAAUGUUACUACAGAAGAAGAAACAGAUGUACAAAUUGAUGAUCAAGAUAAUAAUGACAUUCCUGAUACUCAACAGUCCACCAGUGAUGAAAGCAGCAAUGGCAUAUUGACUGAAAAUGAGUGCAAAAGUGAAGCAGAAAUUGUCUGUGAUAAUCCUAGUGUGCCAAAAUUAAAUAAUACUCUCAAGGAAUGUAAAGAAUUGAUAAAAGUAAGUGAGGGAGGAAAGAACUCUGAAUCAAAUUCAGAGAGAAAUACCACAGCUAAUAAUGACUUAGAUACACUUUUUGAGGAUUUUGCACAUAAACUGACGUUAAAAGAAAGUUAAUUUCAUUUAAAAUUAGUUUCAUUAUGUUUUGGCCAAAUGAAAUAUUGCACAGUCUUAUGUGUUAAAUUUCUAGCACUUUUCUUUUAAGUCUACAAAUAGGUCGGACAAGAAUAUAGAGUACUAAUUCCCUCCUUCAGAAUUCGAAAUGACCUCAUGCGCAUAUUUCAUCAGCAACAUUAAUUUCUUCAUAUAUCACAUAACAAUAAUAGUCAUUUUGCUGUUGAUAUAAAACCUUGUCAAGUAGAUGCAUAUGGGUUUUGCAUAUGAGCACAGUCAUAUUAAUCAACUUUGAUGUAGCUUAGUCUAAUGCAUGAGUUUCGGCAACUGGAAAAGUAUUUGUAUUUUCAAACAUGUUCUUUGGAAGUUUGACAAAGAACAAUUGUUAUUUGUCCAUAAUAACUGAAAGGGUUCCAUUAAUAAGUUAGAACACUGACAUAUGAUGUUAUGUUUAUGUAAAGUACAAUAAACACAUGAGUUUAUACUGAAUUUAUUAAACAAGUUGAAUAAGAUGAUAAGAUGCGAGGUUCUGCAGAGCAUUUUAUCAAUUUUAUUCAGCAACGUAAUAAAUUCAUCGCGGAAAGGCACAGUUGUAAUAUUCUUUUGAGGCGUAAAAAAAAAUGUUUGUUUCAGGAUUUCCGACCUACCCUAAAUUUUUGGCCCAACCCUAAAUGUUUUUAUGGCCUUGGAGAAUAUGUUUUUUCAACUUUUUAACAAAAAGUUGCAAAACUGCACUUUUUAUGCUUUAAACAUGGUCAGUGAUAUCAGAAAUCAACUUACUGAUGCUCUAAAGGCAUUACCCUCUUAUGUGCAUUCAUUUUUUGGCACAAAAAUAAUUUCCAAAAAGUCUCCCUUAAUAAAAAAAAAAUCCAAAAAAAAAAAAAAAUUCCAACCUACCUACCCUAAUUUUUUAUGCCCCCGAAAGGAAGCAUAUAGUUUUUGAACCAUCUCAGUCUGUCGGUCUGUCCGCAAUUUUCGUGUCCGGUCCAUAUCUUUGUCAUCGAUGGAUGGAUUUUCAAAUAACUUGGCAUGAAUGUGUACCACAGUAAGACGACGUGUCGCGCGCAAGACCCAGGUCCGUAGCUCAAAGGUCAAGGUCACACUUAGACAUUAAUGGUCAUUUUUCAUGAUAGUGCAUUCCUGUCCGGUCCAUAUCUUUGUCAUCCAUGGAUGGAUUUUCAAAUAACUUGGCAUGAAUGUGUACCACAGUAAGACGACGUGUCGCGCGCAAGACCCAGGUCCGUAGCUCAAAGGUCAAGGUCACACUUAGAUGUUAAAGGUCAUUUUUCAUGAUAGUGCAUUCGUGUCCGGUCCAUAUCUUUGUCAUCCAUGGAUGGAUUUUCAAAUAACUUGGCAUAAAUGUGUACCACAGUAAGACGACGUGUUGCGCGCAAGACCCAGGUCCGUAGCUCAAAGGUCAAGGUCACACUUAGACCUUAAAGGUCAUAUUUCAUGAUAGUGCAUUGAUGGGCGUGUCCGGUCCAUAUCUUUGUCAUUCAUGCAUGGAUUUUAAAAUUAUUGGGCAUGAAUGUGUACCACAGUAAGACGACGUCUCGCGCGCAAGAUCCAGGUCCGUAGGUUAAAGGUCCUAAACGCUAACAUCGGCCAUUACUAUUCAUUCAAAGUGCCAUCGGGGGCAUGUGUCAUCCUAUGGAGAAAGCUCUUGUUUGGGCAUGUUACCGGAAACAAAGAUAUUUUUUUAGGCCUUAUCACAUGAAAGGUUUUCCUGCAGAAACACCACUAUUCCUUGUUUCUUUAUCUGUUAUACACAAAGUCAAUUCGACCAGUGUGUCCUACACUAAAAACAAUGUCAAAGCUUUAUUACACUAGUCUAGUGUAAUACCUAAAUAUUAAAUGGAUUUGUUUCAUUUACAUGUUGUCAAACAUGUGAGACACUUUAUCUGAUUUUAAACUGAAACAAGGUACAUAAUAAUUAAUUAAUUAAUAAGUUCUUUUUGGUAAAUGAACAAAUAGUCAGUGCGCUUUGACGAAAAUAGCCCUGAUUGAGAUCCAAACUUUACAGUUGCUAUAAUUGCAAUGAUUUCAUUUUAUUAAUAAAUGACCUGGUUAAAUGCAUCCAUACACUUGAAUGUACACUACUGGAGAUUUAACAAUUUUGUAAACAAUAAAACAACUAUGACUUGAGCCAUGACAGUGGAUUCUCAUUUACAGAUCACUAUAACUCUAAAUCUUUUAUUGGUGUAUUGAAACAUGUAUAAUUACAAUUAUUGUGCUGUAAUAGAAGUUUGAAACCAAAUUUUUACACAUAUUAGAGUCAGCUGUUAAUAUUUGCAUUAUUUAUCAGUGAGAAUUUAAGGAGUAUUGUUGAUUAAGCCAUUUUUAUAUGCCCGUCUCUUAAAGAGCGUGGCGUAUUAUGUGAAACCCUGUUGCAUGCGGCGUCCAAAAGCAUGUCCGCUCUCUAAGUCAGACAGUUUUCAUCUGAUCUUCACCAAACUUAUUGAUAAUAUUUGUCGGCAUAAUAUCUCGGCCAAAUUCGAUAACCAGCAAAAUUGCACUAGGCACUCUUGAUUUAUUGCCCUUGAAUUACUCGAAAUCUGCAAAUUUAGCCUUGUCCGUCCUAAGUCAAAUAGCUUUCAUCCGAUCUUCACCAAAUUUGGUGACACUGUUUGUGGGCAUAAUAUGUCGGCCAAGUUUGAUUACCAACAAAAUCGCCUUAGGCACUCUCGGAUUAUUGCCCUUGAAUUACCAGAAAAAACUGCCUGCAAAUUAAGCCUUGUCCGCUCUCUAAGUCAAACAGUUUUCAUAAUGAUCUUCACCAAACUUGCAGAUAAUGUUUGUAGGCAUAAUAUCUCAGCCAUAUUCAAUAACCAGCCAAAUCGCCCAAGGCACGCUUAGAUUAUGGCCCUUGAAUUACUCCAAAUCUGCUAAUUUAGCCUUGUUUACUCUCAAUGUCGAACAGUUUUCAUCCGAUCUUCACUAAACUUGCUGACAAUGUUUGUGGGCAUAAUAUCUCGGCCAAGUUCGAUAACCAGCCAACUCGCCCUAGGCACUCUUGGAUUAUGGCCCUUAAAUGAGGCCAAGUUCGAUGAUGGGCAUACUUUGUGACAGUCUGCCACUCUUGUUCCUAAAUGUUAUUAAGUUUUUAAAAGUUCAGAAAAAAACUGGACAAGGUAUUUUCACUCUGUUCCGUUUUGUGCUACAUGUUUUUUUAUGCCCCAAGUGGCAAAAUACAUGGGAAUCAUGUAGUGUUUGAACUGCCUGUCUGCCCAUCUGUCACACUAUACAUGUAUUGUGAAGUCGGUUCCACCUUCUGUUUUAUCCAAUUCCAACAAAUCAUAGUGUACAACUUCAUUAGAUCACUAGAUUCUUAACCUUGUGUUAUCAUCCUACUGUUCUUAUUCAAUUUAACUUCAUAUACAUCAUUACCAUGAAGUGGACAUGCACAUUUUAUCAUUAGUUUUAUGUCCAAUAAGUUAACUAUAUCUGUACCAUCCAUUCGCAACUCAUCCAAUUGUUUCCAUCCAGUCCAAAUGAAAUUUUGUAUAGAUCAUCACAAAAUCCUGAAGUUGCCAUGCAAGUAUUUUUAAAACUUUAAUGUCUGAUCAUUAUGUUCUGAGUUGUGCUUCUUUCCGUAGCUUAACAAUAUUACAGCUACAUCUGUACCUUGUGUACUAAACUCAUCAGGUCCAAUUCAAAUGAGUCUUGACAUACAAAAUUAAUAUGAAGGUGACACGUGCAUAUUGCUAGGAAUGUUAUCUAUUUGAUUAUUACGUUUUAGCUCGACUAUUCAAAGAAUAGAUAGAGGUAUUGAGUUUUGUUUUUAUAUGUAAGCUGUUAUCUCAGUAACCACUUGAGGGAAUAGAAUGAAACUUCACUCACCUAUUGACUGUGAUACACUGACUUACAUUGCAUAAGUUCCAUAUCUUUAUUUUGCAUUUUUACAAAAUUAUGCCCCUUUUUUGACUACUAAUGGGAAUGAAUUGAAACUUCACAUAAUUGUCCAUUGUAAUAAGCUGAUAUGCAUUGUACAGGUUUCAUUACCCUGUUUUGCUAUUUUACAAAAUUAUGCCCACUUUUCGACUUUAAUAUUCAUUCAAUUGACAAGACUGUUAAAUAGUCGGGCGUUGCUGUCCUCAGACAGCUCUUGUUCAGUUACGUCCCCUCUUUUGAAUUGACAAUGAUACAUUGCAUAAAUACCCUUUUGUCUUACCUCCUACAGUCUUUAUCUUAACGAAACCUGGUAUAUGUCAAGAGCAUGAAGUGUUUUGCACAUGCAUAUUCUUGGGACAUGUCCAAUAACCCUUGCAGAAAUAUUUUCCUGUUCUCGGGAAAUCCCAGGACAUUCCUGGGAUUUUCAGGAUAACAGGAAAGCAUAGGUUACUUGGAGUUAUGGUGUCUUGUCUUUUUCCUGUUCAUAGGAAAAUCCUGGGAUUGUCCCAUUCCCAUUUAAUGGCACGAAAAGUCCCAGGACUUUUCCAGGAAUUCCCUAGGUAUUUUCAGGACAAUAUUCCUGGGACUUCAUGGUAUAAUCCCAUGAUUUCCUGUUCCUUUUUCGCACGGGAAUGUUUUCUUGAGCUAUGCUCCUUUCUAGACAGGAUGUUUAUGGGAACAGUUGUUGCGGGCUUGCAAGCUGCAUCUGCUAAAGUUGUUUGCUUUCAAGCAGUUCUUAUCAAAUGUUCACCCUCCUUGGUCACAAUGUUUGUUGGCAUAAUUUCUUGUCCAAGUUUGAUAUCCAUCAGGAUUAUCCCAAUGACUCUGGAAUUUAUGGUCCUUGAGGUACUCAAAUUUUCAAACAGGCAGUGUCUGCAUUCUAACCCAAGUAUUUCCUAUAAAUUGUGUUCACCAUUCUUGGUCAAAAUGUUUACGCCCAAGCUCAAAAACCAGCUAACCUUUGCUGGAUCCUCCAAGUGUUUCUAGAGCUAUGGUCCUGGAAUUACUCAAAAUUAUGAAAUUUGUCAGUGUAUGCUCUCUAACUUUUGCAGUUCUUGUCCAAUGUUCACCAUGCUAGGUUAUAUUACUACUGGGGAUAAUAUUUCAAACAUGUACGAUAAUCAGCUAGAUAUUCAGUCACUCUUGAGUUAUGACCCUUGAAUUGCUUAAAACUGAGAACAUUGACAGUGUUCACUAAAUAACAUAACCAGCUUUUAUCCAAUGUUCACUAUUGGUCAGAAUAUUUAUUCACAUAUUGCCAUCGCCAAGUUCCAUAUCUAGCUAGAUAGUCUUGUCAUCUUGAGUUACGGUACUCGAGUUAGUUGAAAUUGAGAAAAUUUACAACUUGUCUGCUCAGAAAGUAGAUAAUUAUAUAAGGCAAAAUCAAUAUGUUGCAAUGGGUGAUUUUUUUGGCAGUUUGGCACUCUUGUUUGAAUUUAACAAUCUGUCCCUCGUAUACUUAAGUUUCCUACAUUUUCCAUCCACUUCAAAUGGAACUAUUACGGUAUCAAUAAUAAUAUAUGCACACAAUGUCUGGAUUUUAAUUUUUUAUUUUUAGUGAUGGCUUAUUACUUACUGAACAACUUAACAACUUCAUCUAUAACUUGUGUAGAAUUACACAACUCCUACAACUUUCAUUAAGCUUUAAUGGAACCUGGUAAACAACAUCAACGUGAAGUGGACAAGAAUUUCAUAUUUUUCUUUUUAAGAUAUCCGCCCCAAUUUUGACUUCAUAUUUUGUUGUAUGUAUAACAAUCAUUUUCAGGGAGUGUGUGUCCUACAGUUUUGACAUCAUUUUUGUUAUUGUUAUGUUUUACCACACUAUUUUAUAUGUACCAUGCUUUUAUUGAUUAUAUGCUAUACAAUUUUAGAAGACAUUCUUUAUAUCCUGCAAUAAAUUUAUGACAAUGUGA